AUGCUCCAGAAAAGCGCCGCCGGGCCUAUUUGGAAGUCGGGACCGCGUCGGGAAUGGCUGAUCAACAAGGUGAUGUGCCCAGAGGGGUAAGUUCAAAGGGGAUCCGAAGCUAUAAUAUUUUUCGCGGGAAAAAGAAGAUUAAAAUGUCUGUUACCGAGAAGAUGAACGAGAAUUCCCGUUCAUUCAGCGGAAAACAAGGAGAAAUCAAAUCGAAUUAGGAAUUCGCACAAUUGGCUCCCUUUGAAUCACGUUAUCGCAACCGCUGCAAGAAGUUGCCCUGAGGGUGUGAAAGGGGGAUUCUUUCGGGAGGAAGCGGGCAGCCGAGAAAGGGGCAAGGAGCGACCCGGGAACAGACGCAGACAUCGAUCGCGCGUAGUCGUCGUCCUCUUCUCCCCCCAAUAUUCCUCCUCCAUCUUCGCUCCCACACCCCAAUCGAGAGACUGCGACGAACCCAGAGCGACGUGCGAGAGAAGAGAGAAAGUCGCGCGACCUCCUCGGGUUCCCUUAAACCUGCUGAUAAUCGGGUUCAACAUCCCUCUGCGCGCCGAGUUUCGGCGCAACGGAUCGCAGCGCCGUAUCAGUCCAUGCGGUGCUGA
Messenger RNA from Bursaphelenchus xylophilus (pine wood nematode), 596 nucleotides. Lineage: Eukaryota; Metazoa; Nematoda; Chromadorea; Rhabditida; Aphelenchoididae. The record is from the annotation of a GenBank genome assembly.